Molecule: messenger RNA, 1365 nt
Organism: Salvia splendens (bonfire salvia)
Lineage: Eukaryota; Viridiplantae; Streptophyta; Magnoliopsida; Lamiales; Lamiaceae
Exons: 2
Coding region: 1-1365 (454 amino acids)
Source: RefSeq, a predicted model, not a curated record
AUGCUCGGCAGCUACGCUCAGCCGAACAACCGGCCGCUUUUCGGCUGGACUUUGGUGGCCAAAGCCACCGAUAAUUCAUCGGAUAUUCUGAAGCAGCCGACUGAUUACGCUCUAGUCUGGUCCAACGGUAACGCCUCCAUCUUCAACCCCGCCUAUUUCUGGCUCCCAAUUCCGCCCGAAGGUUACAAAUCGCUCGGCCUCGUCGUCACCACCUCCCCGGGAAAGCCAUCCCUAGACAAGAUCAAAUGCGUUAGAUCCAACUUCACCGCCGAUGCAGAGAUAGACGACUGGAUUUGGGGAAAUGUGUAUGGAUUGAGGCCUAAAAUCAGAGGCGCCGGCGCGCAGGCGGUGAGUGUAGGCGCAUUCUCCCUCCAAAGCGACGCCGUUUCGUUGUCUUGUUUGAUCAACACGAAUCCUAACUACACAACCGGAAAGCUGAAUGGAUUUCAAAUGGAAACCUUAUUUCAAGCUUAUGCACCCUACAUUUAUUUCCACCCCAAGGAAAAAUACCUCCCUUCAUCAGUUGAGUGGUUUUUCAACAACGGCGCUUUGCUAUACACGAAAGGGCAGGAAUCGAACCCUGUUGGGGUUGAGUCGAAGGGUCUGAACCUCCCUACGGGAGGUUCAGACGACGGCUUGUACUGGCUUGACCUCCCGACCGAGGAUGAAGCCAAGGAUAGAGUUAAGAGCGGGGAUUUACUAAGUGCGGAAGCGUACGUCCACUUCAAACCGGUUCUCGGUGGGACCUUCACCGAUAUUCAGGUGUGGAUGUUUUAUCCUUUCAACGGCCAUGCGAUUGCGAAACUAGGGUUUAUAAAAAAAAGGUCGCUCGGGAGAGCCGGAGAGCACGUGGGUGACUGGGAGCACGUGACGCUGCGCGUCAGCAACUUCGACGGCGCUCUAUGCAAAGUCUACUUCUCACAACACAGCGGCGGGAGAUGGGUCGAUGUAACUCAGCUGCAGUUUCAAAGCGGGAAUAGAUUUGUGUGGUACGCUUCGAGGAAUGGGCACGCCGGGAACUACGAGGCGGGAACGUUUCUGCAGGGGCCCGGGAAUGGGGUCGGGAUACGAAACGAUUGGGAAAAGAGUGAUAAGGUGGUGGAUACAGGGGCGAGUUUCGUGGUGGUGGCGACGGAGUUGGAGGCGGAAGUGGUGGCGGAGCCGGUGUGGUUGGGGUAUGAGAGGAAAUGGGGGCCGACGAAGGAUUACGAUACGGCGGCGGAGGUGAGGAGGGCGAAGAAGUGGCUGCCGGGAGAGUUGAAGAAGGCGCUUGAGGGUUUGGUGAAAUUGCUUGAUGAAUUAUUUGGGAUGGAAGGGCCCACGGGGCCUAAGCUCAAAAAUAAUUGGAGUGGGGAUGAGUUAUAG